CGCAACACAAAGUUCCAGAGGAGCAAUGGAACAACAGCGGACUGUUCCCGGACUGAAAGGGACCGAACACUUGUCAAAAUGUAACAUUGAGGUUAGGAAAGAAGACGUAAACAAUUCUCGGAUGAAGGGGCUUCAACUACAAAAUGAGAUAAUAGGUGGAGACUUACGUAUAAACCAUAGAGAAAAUCUUCAGGGUCACGGCAGUGCCUACAAGGUUUGUACAAAGUUUAGGGCUGAUCCCACGGACCACGAUAGCACCUAGGACUUAAGAUUUUGAAUCUAGUCUUGGUAACCGCUCACAGUGUACAAAUU
Molecule: messenger RNA, 312 nt
Organism: Acanthoscelides obtectus
Lineage: Eukaryota; Metazoa; Arthropoda; Insecta; Coleoptera; Chrysomelidae
Source: the annotation of a GenBank genome assembly